CCCCACUUAACCGUCCUCGUAAUGUUGCACAUUUUGAUUUUUGAUUUUGUUUUGCUUGUAUUUUUUCAGGCUUUGGAUAGUGUUGGUCUGCCAGGCAUGGACAGAGUCGACAGCCUAGCAGAGUAUCUGGUGGAGCUUAGGGACCAGCCCUCUCUCGUCCUCACCAACCAGCAGGUGAGCAAUAUAGUUGCUCUUUGGCAGAACCUGCUUGAUUUUGAUAAGCAAAGGGUGGUGUUUGCUGCCAGACACCAGAGCAGGCUGGACACAGGGAGGUUCAGGUCCCCCAAAAAGAGGCAGGAGUUCACUCCAGGGGUGGAAAGUGUGAAGAGGCACGCACUCACCACCACAGCACCACUUGCCCAGUGGCCAGAUUGUUGUCGCCUGAUAGAGACCAUUUUUGUUAAGCUCUGUGCCAUCCAUAAAAGCCCAAAAAAGAAGGGGACAAGCACAGUGUCCAGGUGGGUCCUCAUCUUGGAGGACUACAAGAAAAUCAGGCAGCGCAUUCUGGCCAAUGCUGCUGUUAUGCAGCAGACCACCCUGCAGCUGGUGGAUGUAAGCCACACAACACUGGUUCAGUGGCACAAUAAAAGAGUUAAAAGGCAGGACAGUGCAGUAUUAAUGCAAGGGCUUCAACUGCCUAGCCGCUUGUCUGUGGCGGCUGACCCUCUGCUACCUGCCAAUGUGCGUCCCCCGUCUGCACCCCCCCAACCAGGCCCAGCUCACCAAUACCACCUGCCCAGUAGCACCGUGGGCCAGGCACAAACAAAGAGGAAGAGGAAAGUACUUCCAGCCCCAGCGGUUUUGUCACCGCCAGCUGAGAGACCUCAAACCCAGCGGCAACUCUUUCCUGCUCCACCUCCAGGUGCUCAACUGGUGUGGCUGACGCCAAUGGCCUCUCAGGGACUUACAGGGCCAUUCCUAGUUGCUGCUCCACAGGCGCCUAUGACCAUCCUCCCUUCUGCCCCUCCUGCUGCCCCAGUACGGAAGCUGACACGCAAAGUACAGCACAACACGUGCAAAAAAUGCGGGCAGUUCAGGACAGCGGAGACUGGGCAUAGCCAAUACAAGGGCAUUAUUUACUGCCCCUCUGUAGAGACUGUGCCAAAGGAGCAGUGGUUGGAGGAUAUAAAAAAAACUAAAUGAAAAAAAAAAAAGAGAAACUGAUCUUUGAUUUUAAGAUUUAUAUAUGUAUAUAGUUAUUUUCCCAUAUUUUGUUGUUGUUGUUGUGGUUGUUUUUUACAAAGCCAUUGACGUGUGAAAAGUUUUAUUACGUUUUAUUUAUGUAUAUAGUUUUUUUGUGCUUUUGCACUUUCAAAGAAUGCACAAGAGUAGUCAUUAAUAUUUUUAAGAUUUAUAUAUGUAUAUAGUUCUUUUCCCAUUUUUUUGUUUGUUUUUCUUUGCACAAAGCCAUUGACAUGUGGAAAGUUUUAUUACGUUUUAUUUAUGCGUGUAGUUUUUUUGUGCUUUUGCAU
Carassius auratus (goldfish) is the source of this 1472-nucleotide messenger RNA. RefSeq lists its product as uncharacterized. The transcript has 2 exons. The record is from RefSeq and is a predicted model, not a curated record. Bases 22 to 1143 code for a protein of 373 amino acids. Lineage: Eukaryota; Metazoa; Chordata; Actinopteri; Cypriniformes; Cyprinidae.